AUGACCAAGAAUCCCCCCGCCCUUCGCCAGAAGCAGCCCGAGUUCCCGUCCAGUCACAACAUGCAGCCUCCUGCCGUGCCCACCACCAGCGCCUGGGAAGCCGCUGAGCAGUGCGCUUGGCCCGCCGCCGCUGGCACCUUCCUCGAGCCCACCCAGGGCGAGACGCUGUUCGGCUCGUCUUUGUUCUCCCGCAGCGUCGCUGCCGCAGCGCCAGCGGUGCCGCCCAAGCUGCCCGAGACGCCUCGUCCCGCCGUCGCUACUCCCAAGUACCAGACCGCCAGCGCACGUCGCACCGUGAAGCCCGAGGACUACACCCAGCCAUUCUGUGACUUCCUGACGGACAACCCAACUGUGUUCCACGCGGUCGAUGCCGUAGCGGAGGAUCUGAAGGCGCAAGGGUACAAGAAGCUGUCGGAGCGUGAUGUGUGGAAACUGGAUGCCGGCGGCAAGUACUUCGUCGAGCGCAACGGCUCGUCGCUGAUCGCCUUCGCGGUCGGCGAGGCUUACGAGCCCGGCAACGGCGCCGCCAUCCUGGCUGGCCACAUCGACGCCCUGACGGCGAAGCUCAAGCCCAUCCCCAAGCUCCGCACAAAGGCUGGCUACGAGCAGCUUGGCGUGGCGCCCUACGCCGGCGCGCUGAACAGCACGUGGUGGGACAGGGACCUUGGCAUUGGUGGAAGGGUGCUGGUGAAGGACGAGAGUGGAAAGAUUGCGAGCAAGCUGGUGAAGCUCGAUUGGCCAAUUGCCCGCAUUCCCACACUCGCCCCGCACUUUGGCGCGGCGGCGCAAGGCCCCUUCAAUAAGGAGACGCAGAUGGUGCCCAUCAUCGGCCUGGACAACAGCGACGUCCUUGGACAGCAGAAGGACGAGGAUGGUGCCGAAUUCAAGCCCGCCCUGUUGGGCGGCCAGGGCACGUUCACGUCGACGCAGCCGGAGCGCCUGGUCAAGGUCAUUGCCAAGGAGCUCGGCAUCACCGACUACAGCAGCAUUGUCAACUGGGAGCUCGAGCUGUUCGACACGCAGCCCGCCCAGGUCGGCGGAAUCGACAAGGAGUUCAUCUUCGCGGGCCGUGUCGACGACAAGCUGUGCUCGUGGGCCGCCGUCCAGGCUCUGCUGAACAGCACCUCGGCCGACACGUCCGCCACGGACACGUCGUCCUCGUCCAUUAUCAAGGUCGUUGGCCUCUUCGACGACGAGGAGAUUGGCAGUCUCCUCCGCCAGGGCGCGCGCGGCAACUUCCUACCGUCCGUCAUCAACCGCGUCAUCGACAGUUUCGCGGGCUUCCCGACGCCUUCGCUGCUCUCGCAGACCUUUGCCAACUCCUUCAUCGUCUCGUCGGACGUCAUCCACGCCGUCAACCCCAACUUCCUCAACGCCUACCUCGAGAACCACUCGCCGCGCCUCAACGUCGGCCUCGUCGUCAGCGCCGACUCCAACGGCCACAUGACGACCGACGCCGUCAGCACCGCCCUGCUGCAGCGCGUCGCCGACAAGACCGGCCAGCGCCUCCAGGUCUUCCAGAUCCGCAACGAUUCGCGCUCCGGCGGCACCGUGGGGCCCAUGAUGAGCGCCGCCACCGGCAUCCGCGCCAUCGACGCCGGCAUCCCUCAGCUGAGCAUGCACAGCAUCCGCGCCACCACCGGCAGCCUCGACCCCGGUCUGGGCGUCGCCAUCUUCCAAGGCUUUUUGGACCAUUAUGAGGCUGUUGAUCAGGAGUUCAGGGACACGGUCUGA
Diplodia corticola is the source of this 1734-nucleotide messenger RNA. Its product is annotated as aspartyl aminopeptidase. Gene Ontology annotation, cellular component: fungal-type vacuole. Lineage: Eukaryota; Fungi; Ascomycota; Dothideomycetes; Botryosphaeriales; Botryosphaeriaceae. Gene Ontology annotation, biological process: proteolysis. Gene Ontology annotation, molecular function: metalloaminopeptidase activity; zinc ion binding. The transcript is spliced from 2 exons. The record is from RefSeq and is a predicted model, not a curated record. The coding region runs from base 1 to 1734 and encodes 577 amino acids.